Molecule: messenger RNA, 615 nt
Organism: Salvia splendens (bonfire salvia)
Lineage: Eukaryota; Viridiplantae; Streptophyta; Magnoliopsida; Lamiales; Lamiaceae
Exons: 6
Coding region: 1-615 (204 amino acids)
Source: RefSeq, a predicted model, not a curated record
AUGAGGUUGAUGCAAGCUUCCUGUGACUUCUGGUCUGCUAUAUUCUCAAUUAGAGAUAAGCCAGAUACUUGUAAUAUCAAGAUUGACUGGUUACCUAGUUAUUCAGAUCUGAAGAGAGCUCUCCAAACAUAUGGCUUUUCUUUUGAUUUAUUUUCUAAGUCUUCAGCAGACAUUCAGAUGGUUUCUGCUGAUUCUGUAAUAGCAGGACCACCGCAAAACAUUCAAUGUUGGAUAAAGUUUGUUGGUUUCUGUUGCCAAUCAAGGGAUGCUGAUAUAAUCGCCUCAACUCAAGAAGUACAAGAAUUGCUGGUUAUAAUUAUCUCUCUCUUUCUAGAUCGACAACUUGUAGGACUAGCUGUUAUAUUGCAUGAGAGCUUGCACUCAUUACUUAAUUCCUUCAAAGAGGAGAAGUGGCCCAACUGCUGUGAUAACGUAGCAAAAUCUGUUGCGUCAAGAGUGGUGGAGAGAAUUGAGGGAGACAAUGAGAGAAGUAAGCAGCUUCGAAUUGCAGUUGCACUACGAUUUCUUGCAGCAAUUUUAAAAAAGAAGACAUCUGCUCUUAUACAACAACAAAAGUACAUAACUAGCCACUGGGAAAACAUUGAUUAUUCUUGA